AUGUCAACCUCAAGUGGAACCUUGAUUAUUCGGCUUAUUUAAUUUUUAAUUUUUUAAUUUUUUUUUAUUAUUUUUAUUUUUUUUAAAAAUUAAAAAAUAUUUCAUUAUUCGCCCGAUCUGUGCUAAAUUGACACAUGACACAGAGACCUUUGGGAGGAUGGAUCCUUAUUGUGUAAUUACGGUAGGAAGACAAAAACACAGAACUGUUGUCGCAAAAAGUGCAGGGAAAUUCCCUAAUUGGGAAGAUCAGCUGUCUUAUAUGAAGACCAAUGAAGAUACAAUGAAAAUAGAAGUCUGAGACAAAGAUACAGCGUCAUCUGAUGAUUUAAUAGGAGAAACUACGCUUGCCUUAAAUACUGUAAUUUCAAAAUCGAAUUAUGAAGAAUGGGUACCAUUGACGUAUAAGGGAAGAAAGGCUGGCGAGAUUAGGCUCAAUAUAGUGUUUAGGCCUUCUGGGCCUCCUCCAAGUGUGCAUGGAAUACCUGCCAAUCUAGUUAAUAUGGGAGGACGUCAAUAUGCUCCAAUGCCUGCUCCAUAUCAGUAUCCUCCACAAACCUAUCCACAAGCUCCUCCUCAGUCUAUGUAUCCUACACUCAGUCCUAUGCAGCCACCUCCAAUGCCUUAUUAUCCUCCACAAGCCCCAUAUCCCCAAGCGUAUCCUCAGAACCCUCCAUCAUAUCUAAAUCCCCAACAGAGCCCAAACUACUAUUAUCAACAACCACCUCCACAAAAUGUGCCUAAUUUUUAUCCAUAUGCACCCAAGUAA
Blepharisma stoltei is the source of this 766-nucleotide messenger RNA. The record is from the annotation of a GenBank genome assembly. NCBI's taxonomy places the organism in Eukaryota, Ciliophora, Heterotrichea, Heterotrichida, Blepharismidae.